Ficedula albicollis (Collared flycatcher) is the source of this 410-nucleotide messenger RNA. Its product is annotated as solute carrier family 12 member 7-like. Gene Ontology annotation, biological process: cell volume homeostasis; chloride ion homeostasis; potassium ion homeostasis. The annotation marks the transcript as partial. The transcript is spliced from 3 exons. The record is from RefSeq and is a predicted model, not a curated record. Gene Ontology annotation, cellular component: membrane. NCBI's taxonomy places the organism in Eukaryota, Metazoa, Chordata, Aves, Passeriformes, Muscicapidae. Gene Ontology annotation, molecular function: potassium:chloride symporter activity.
AUACUGUACGAGAAACAACUGCAGCUCAACAAGCGCUUUUGGUGGCUAAAAACAUUGACUUGUUUCCAACAAAUCAAGAACGUUUUACUGAAGGAAAUAUAGAUGUGUGGUGGAUUGUUCAUGAUGGUGGUAUGCUGAUGUUGCUGCCUUUUCUCCUUCGACAGCACAAGGUUUGGAGAAAAUGUAAAAUGCGUAUCUUCACCGUGGCUCAAAUGGAUGACAAUAGCAUUCAAAUGAAGAAGGAUCUUCAGAUGUUCUUAUACCACCUUCGACUGAAUGCUCAAGUGGAAGUUGUAGAAAUGUUUGAAAAUGAUAUUUCUGCAUUCACAUAUGAGAAGACACUUAUGAUGGAACAGCGAUCUCAGAUGCUAAAACAGAUGCAGCUAUCAAAGAAUGAAAGAGAAAGGGAG